This is a messenger RNA of Phasianus colchicus (ring-necked pheasant), 4165 nucleotides long. It is a transcript of the gene NLGN3, whose product is annotated as neuroligin 3. The record is from RefSeq and is a predicted model, not a curated record. Gene Ontology annotation, molecular function: neurexin family protein binding. Lineage: Eukaryota; Metazoa; Chordata; Aves; Galliformes; Phasianidae. Gene Ontology annotation, cellular component: membrane.
GGGGUCGGGCCGGGCUGAGCGCAGCGCGGGGCGCGGAGCAGCCGCCGCCGCCCCCGGGAUGGCCCAACCGCGCCGCCGCCCCCGACGCAUCAGCAAUCCCUGCCAAGUUGGGCCAUUUGAAGGGGGACCGCAGCAGGCAGCUUGCAGGCUCUGAGAAGCAGUGACAAGUCUCUCCGGGUCAGCGUCCCUGAGUCGCUGGGUUCUCCUGCCCCACGGAUUUGGCUGUUCCUUCUGGACAAACCGGAGUCUUGCUGUCAUGGGGAUGCACUGAACCCUCACCCCAGGAGCUUCAGGCCUGGAUGUUGGUGCUGCUCCUCCCGGACGAUGUGGCUGAUACUCUGGAGAAGCCCUCUCUUGCCCCCUGUUCUCCAAGUGCCUGAGCUGGUGGCCGGCUGGGACCUGCGUCUCGCCCUCUGGGUCCUGAGCUUCGCCUCGGUGGUUGUGCGCAUGGAGGGCCAGGUCUACUCUCCCACUGUCAACACUCACUAUGGGAAGCUACGGGGGGUGCGUGUGCCACUACCCAGUGAGAUUUUGGGACCCGUGGAUCAGUACCUGGGGGUGCCUUACGCCGCCCCCCCAGUUGGGGAGAAGCGGUUCAUGCCUCCAGAGCCACCUCCCUCCUGGUCAGGCAUCAGGAACGCUACCCACUUCUCGCCAGUCUGCCCCCAGAACAUCCACAACGCCGUCCCUGAGAUCAUGCUGCCCAUCUGGUUUACCUCCAACUUGGAUAUUGUGGCCACCUACAUCCAGGACCCCAACGAGGACUGUCUGUACCUCAACAUCUACAUCCCCACGGAGGAUGACAUCCGGGACAGCGGGGCCAAGCCAGUGAUGGUGUACAUCCACGGCGGCUCAUACAUGGAGGGCACAGGGAACAUGAUCGACGGCAGCGUCCUGGCCAGCUAUGGGAACGUGAUUGUCAUCACACUCAACUACCGCGUCGGAGUGCUCGGGUUCCUGAGCACAGGGGACCAGGCUGCCAAGGGCAACUAUGGGCUGCUGGACCAGAUCCAGGCUCUGCGUUGGGUCAGUGAGAACAUUGCCUUCUUCGGCGGCGAUCCUUUGCGCAUCACCGUCUUCGGUUCCGGCAUCGGCGCCUCCUGCGUCAGCCUGCUCACCCUCUCCCACCACUCAGAAGGUCUCUUCCAGAGAGCCAUCAUCCAGAGUGGCUCCGCGCUCUCCAGCUGGGCGGUGAACUACCAGCCCGUCAAAUACACCAGCAUGCUGGCAGACAAGGUAGGCUGCAACGUGCUGGACACGGUGGACAUGGUGGACUGCCUGCGGCAGAAGAGUGCCAAGGAGUUGGUGGAACAAGACAUCCAGCCGGCCCGCUACCACGUGGCCUUUGGGCCGGUCAUUGAUGGGGACGUGAUCCCAGAUGACCCAGAGAUCCUGAUGGAGCAGGGCGAGUUCCUCAAUUACGACAUCAUGCUGGGUGUCAACCAAGGCGAGGGGCUGAAGUUCGUGGAGGGCGUGGUGGACCCCGAGGAUGGCGUUUCGGGCAGCGACUUUGACUACUCGGUCUCCAACUUUGUAGACAAUCUGUAUGGCUACCCCGAGGGCAAGGACACCCUGCGAGAAACCAUCAAGUUCAUGUACACAGACUGGGCCGAUAGGGACAACCCCGAGACGCGCCGCAAGACCCUGGUGGCCCUCUUCACCGACCACCAAUGGGUGGAGCCAUCGGUGGUGACAGCUGACCUGCACGCCCGCUACGGCUCCCCAACCUACUUCUACGCCUUCUACCACCACUGCCAGAGCCUGAUGAAGCCCGCGUGGUCCGACGCAGCCCACGGGGAUGAGGUGCCUUACGUGUUUGGGAUCCCCAUGAUCGGCCCCACAGACCUCUUUCCCUGCAACUUCUCUAAGAACGAUGUUAUGCUCAGUGCUGUGGUGAUGACCUACUGGACCAACUUUGCCAAGACAGGGGACCCCAACAAACCCGUCCCCCAGGACACCAAGUUCAUCCACACCAAGGCCAACAGGUUUGAGGAGGUGGCCUGGUCCAAGUACAACCCCCGCGACCAGCUGUACCUGCACAUCGGGCUGAAGCCGCGGGUGCGCGACCACUACCGAGCCACCAAGGUGGCUUUCUGGAAGCACCUGGUCCCCCACCUGUACAACCUGCACGACAUGUUCCACUACACCUCCACAACCACCAAAGUGCCACCGCCCGACACCACGCAGAACUCCCACAUCACCCGCCGGCCCAACGGCAAGAUCUGGACCACCAAGCGCCCCGCCAUCUCACCCGCCUACAACAGCGAGAACGGGAAGGAGAAGUGGAGCCCGGAGCAGGAGGCGGGCACCCUGCUCGAGAGCCCCCGCGACUACUCCACCGAGCUGAGCGUCACCAUCGCCGUGGGCGCCUCGCUCCUCUUCCUCAACGUCUUGGCCUUCGCCGCCCUCUACUACCGCAAGGACAAGCGGCGGCAGGACACGCACCGGCAGCCCAGCCCGCAGCGCGGCGCCGCCAACGACAUCGUCCACGCGCCCGACGAGGAGAUGCCAUCCCUGCAGGCCGGCCAGGCGCACCACGAGUGCGAGGCCGUGCCGCCCCACGACACCCUGCGCCUCGCCGCCCUGCCCGACUACACGCUGACGCUGCGCCGCUCCCCGGAUGACAUCCCGCUCAUGACACCCAACACCAUCACCAUGAUCCCCAACUCGCUGGUGGGGCUGCAGACCCUGCACCCCUACAACACCUUCGCCGCCGGUUUCAACAGCACGGGGCUCCCGCACUCACACUCCACCACCAGGGUAUAGCUGCCCGCGGCCGGCGCACACCCACGCACGCACGCACACGCACUCGGCAGACACUGGCAGAGGGACUGGCGGGAGCCCCCCGGGAUGGACAGACAGACGGACAGGUGGCGCACACGGACGGUGUGACACCAAGCCCAAACCUGCGGGCACUGCGCACCGCCGGCCGCCCUGCUUCCCUCGGCGCUUUCUUUCAUUCCUUUCUAACUUUGAGAAGUGCUUCAACUCUCCGGCUCCCGGCAGGAGGGCCCCACUGGUGCACCGGGGCUGUGCCCCCCGAAUGGGGACACGGCAUCACCCGCGCCCACCGACCACCCCGAGACGGGCGAGCAGCGGUGCCGGGUAUCCCUUUUGGAGGAGGUUUGGCAUCCAGAGCGCCGUGGAUAAGGCUCCGUCACUGUGCCAUGGUGCUAAGGGCAGAGGCAGCAGGCAGGGACCCGGCCUCGCGCUGGGUGCGGGCGCUGGGAGCCGGGGAGCCGCCCCGCGAUGGAGACGUGGCACCUCUGCCCCCUCUUUGCGCUGCAGAGAAUCUCUUUUGUGUCAGUCGUUUCUCUUUGCAGAGACGUUUUUUAAAGCAGAUCUUUAGUUCUUUACACACUAACGGAGUCGCCGCGUUUUGUCCUUUGUAAAGAUUUUAAACCAAGUGUUCUUGAUAUAAAAUAAAAAGCCAGUUAGAAGAACCCCAGCGUGUGUGCGCGGUGCCGGCCCUGACGCAGCCCCACGGCCCCAGUACCCGUGCACGGGGCCAGCGGGCACCAGGCACCAGGCAGGGCCCUGCCUGCCGCGCUGCGAGGCCGCGCUCUUUUGUAUUUUUGAUAUUCUCCCUCCUCUGUCACCCGUGCCCACUGAUCUCAGCCAAAAAGCCCACUCCAGGGCCCGGCCACAGGAGCCCCACAGCCCCUCAGCCCCAUCCCAGCCCCUAGUCCAGCAGGGUCACCCAAUGGGGUUGGAUGCGCGCUGCCAAAGCGCAGCCACCCACAGCCACCCUGCCCUGCUCCCCACCUCGCCACCACCCCACGCCAGGGUGUGCACUGGAGACAGGGCACCUGCCCCAGGGCUGGGGCACCCGCAGAGCCGGAGAUGGCCGCAGGUAGUGGGGAGCUUAGGGCUGGAUGUGGGGAAGGAGCGACCCAGGAGCAGUGAGGGCAGGGGUUGGCUUGGCCCCCAGUGUGGUCAUCCUGAGCACAGGAGGGGACGGGUCCUGUGUCCCCACAGGGAUGCCACCCUCAGCCCCGGUCCGGCUGGCAGACGCUGCCCGCACUGGCAGCCGUGACGCAUUGGUGCCGGCUGACCCCACACAGCCCCACACGGCCCCACACAGCCUUGGUUUGGGGUGAGGGUGCUGGUUGGAGAAUGUAUUUAUACCCUGUCACCCGCUCAGAGUAACAAAUUCCAAAUAAAA